AUGCCUCAAACAGACUACCACCUCAUCGGCCUGUAUACUCGCUACUCCAGCUGGACAGCGCGCGUAGAAGCAGUUCUGGAAUACUUCCAAAUCCCUCAUACUCGUGAAUUCAUCAACCUCCCCUCCGUAAAAGCCAUCUCACCAACCGGACUCGUCCCAGUCCUACAAUGCCACUCAAUCUCAACAACGAUAAGCGACUCCCUCUCUAUUUGCGAGUUCCUCGCUGAGUCGAACCCCGUCACUGUCUCUAUGGCCACGGGAUCGAAAGCUUAG
Messenger RNA from Penicillium brevicompactum, 273 nucleotides. RefSeq lists its product as uncharacterized. The record is from RefSeq and is a predicted model, not a curated record. Lineage: Eukaryota; Fungi; Ascomycota; Eurotiomycetes; Eurotiales; Aspergillaceae. The transcript is spliced from 3 exons. The coding region runs from base 1 to 273 and encodes 90 amino acids.